AUGUCCGAGGAAGUAGGAAACACAAUGGCAGAGAUGGCGAGGCAGUUGUGGACUCUGACCCUAAGCGAAACGGCAUCCGAUUCCACACUGACGUCUAUGCAGCUGUUCGGACUCGGGGCUCUUAUUUUGUUUAUGUUCCUGAUUGCUACGCUGGUUAGGUCUAACAGCCUUGUUGGUUUGGCGGUUAGAAAGUCUAUUCUCGGCGACGCGGUGGUUAGACUCGGAGAUAAUCUGAAUGACGUCACAAGAAGAAUCACGAACGGCAUCGCCAAAGCUACGUCGAGCAGGGACCGAACGAAGCGGGGCAUAAACUACCGAACAGCAAGACGAUAAAGGUGGAAAUCCUUGUUUUCUUCUGGGGAUAAUAACCCUUAUGAUACCUCCCAUCCGUGGACAA
Messenger RNA from Penaeus monodon (black tiger shrimp), 397 nucleotides. RefSeq lists its product as uncharacterized. The record is from RefSeq and is a predicted model, not a curated record. NCBI's taxonomy places the organism in Eukaryota, Metazoa, Arthropoda, Malacostraca, Decapoda, Penaeidae.